AAGAAGAAGAAGAAGAAGAAGAAGAAGAAGAAGUCGUCAACGGAUAUGCUGACCGGAAGUAGUGUGAACAGGCGGGAAGUUGAAAGUUUAGAGUUUAGAAUAGAGUAUUUCAUAUAAAAAAAUUGUCCUUACAUUAAAGUAAAACGCGUCUUCCACAUGAGAUGGCGGACAAGAAUCUUGUGCAGGAGUUGAAGCGAUGGGCGACAGAGGAGUUCAAUCUGCCCCCGGACAGCCUGCCAAAUGACAGCUAUUUUAAAACGCUCUGUGUUGGGACAGGGAAGUCAAUAUGGAGAUAUGUAAUCCAACACGUUUUUCAACAGAGGAACGUGAGGAUCAUGCGUGGCAAUCUCCAGUGGUACAAAGUUCUUCAAGACAAAGAGUUGAAGCAGUCUGAGGGCCAGAGUGAGGCUGCUAAGCAGAGAGAGCUUCAGAGGAAGAUUGAGCAGCUGAGAGCUGAGAUCAGUCACCUGGACUCGCAGAUCAGUGGAACAGAGGAACAGUUGGCUACACAAGAGCAGUCCAUCAGCCAUACCUGGGCCCAGGUGGAGGACAGCCGGCGCAGAGAGCUGCUCCUACAGUCCUUUAGGCAGCGCUGCAUCUUGGGCCGCACGGUGCUCUCUGAUGACACACAAAAGAUCAGUGAGCACUGCCAGGCGCUGGAACAAAUGACCAGGAAAGCAGAGAUUGAAGUGCUGUUUGAUAAUAGGCCUUCUACCAGCAGCGAUGGUGACAACUUCAACUCCAAAGCCGCAACAGAGGCACAGGUCCUGCGUGAAGUGAGAGAGCUGUGUGACGACAGGGUCCACUUCUAUCAGUCUUUACAAGAGAGCGAACUGAAAACAGCGCACUCUACAGCCAAACAUAUGACUCGCGAACAAACGACUGCUGUGUUUCAGUACUGGCUGAGUGCUGUGGAGAACCUGUUGAGUGGUUAUCCUCCAAACCACGUCCUCUCAGCAUUGGAGUAUUUAGCCUCCAGAGAGCAGAAGGAACUAGAGGAGAAACUCACUUCUCUGGAUGUGACACGGGAUGUGACAGCUUUACGGUUCCGCUAUGAAAGCAAUCACCUACUGGACAUGUCAGCAGAAGAGGAUAAUGAGUUGCCAACGGUUAAGACCCUCUUAGAGGCUGCUUGGGAAGAGGUGGAGCAGAGUUUGGUAGAACUGGCCCAGACGCGCUCCAGAGUCCAGCAGCUCCGAAACCAGUUGCACGCCCGCAAGAAGGAGGCUGAGCUGGAGGUGUCUGUUAUUGCAGAUGAGCUCCACAAUGACACCAUGGCACUGUCUGCUCUAGAGGUGGAACUCCAGUGUGUGAUGCAGACGGCAGCCAGGGAUCAUAUCAGAGACCGGUGUAUCCAACUUGACCAGCAUGCCAGAAGCCGACAGGAGGCACUCAGGAACCUCCGCAGCCAGUGGCAGAGCAUCCUUGACUUCCGACAACUAGUGGUUCUCAGACAGGAGCAGAUCAGAGGUCUAAUUAAAGGGAACUCCAUGGCCAAGAAAGAGCUGAUCCGUCUGCACACAGAGUUACAGGAAUUUGUCCAGGGCGAGCUGGUGCCGCAGUUUAAAGAUGUCACCACUGCAGCCAACAGUCUAAGGAACUCCAUUUCCAGGGAGGCCAGACAGCUGGGAAUGGUUUCGCUUCUUGCUCUGGACUGUAGGACUGUUGAAGGAAUGCAAAGAAUCCCUGCAUCGUUGUUGUCCAUCCAUCGCUUGCAGUCUCCGACCUUCAGCAGCUUGUGUCAGAGCCUGGCAUUUCCACUGUACAGGGCUCCAGAGGAGUUGUGUUCCCAGACGCGCUCACAGCAACUUGAGUUGCGUUUUCUCAGUCAGUUACUGCAACUUCACUCUGCUACUCUGCAGAAAAUUCAGAAGGAAGCAGAGUCGCUGCAGGCAUCUGAUCAAAAAGCGCUGCUGUCCAGAGUCGUGGAGGACGAUCAGAAGCUUCUGAAGGCUCUGGUACCAAGAGUCAGAGGCCUCACCCAACGUUGUGCCCAAGGCCUUUCUUAUGGGGUCCAAGUCAAAACUGCCAUCUCUUACUGGUGGGAGAAGCCAGCCCAGCAUGUCCUACCUGAGGUCAGUCGAGGAGGACUGACUUUUCAACAGUGGCUACAAAGGUGGAAACUUGCUGCCAAAGCCUCUUAGAUGACUCCUCAUAGUUUAAAAAAUAUAAAGGAGAUCGUACAGCACCUUUAAGUGGCUAAAUAACCAUGCUACAGUAGUUAGAAAAUGCACUAAUGAUUAUAGCAAAAUCACAAUGUUCUUUUUUCUACAUUUUUCACUCAUUCCUCUUGAUGUUUUCCCACGUGAAAGCCAGUCACUAAUAAAUCAAUUUUAAUCCCA
Molecule: messenger RNA, 2342 nt
Organism: Siniperca chuatsi (mandarin fish)
Lineage: Eukaryota; Metazoa; Chordata; Actinopteri; Centrarchiformes; Sinipercidae
Gene: haus5
Product: HAUS augmin-like complex, subunit 5
Exons: 20
Coding region: 162-2144 (660 amino acids)
Biological process (GO): centrosome cycle; spindle assembly
Cellular component (GO): centrosome; HAUS complex
Source: RefSeq, a predicted model, not a curated record